AUGAAUUUUAAUUGUGAAAUUUGUCAAAUUGGAUUCUCAACAAAGUUUUCAUUAAAUAGACAUCAAAAAAGUUUAAAAUGUCAAUCUGGUGAAAUCAAGUUAAAAUUGUCUCAGUGUAAAUGUGAAGUCACUUUUUAUAAAGAACAUUAUGGACACAAAGAAAUCGAACUUCAACAUGUAAAAAUACCAGAUAUUAAAAAACAUGAAAUUGCUGCUAAGUUAUCACAGAGUGUCACAUUUAAAAGGGUAUUAGAUGAUGUUAGAGAAAAUAUAGGAAAUAGUUUGAAAAGAGAAGAUUUAAUAACACUGUCUGAUCUCCAUAAUAUUAAACAAAAGUAUAAUUUAAAUUUAAAAGAUGGUCAAUUCCAUAAGAGUGAUGCCACAAGUGUUGACAUGUGGGUUGAACAAAUGAAAAAAGAAAAAGAGAACAACUGUGUAAUUUACUAUAAAAGACAAGGUGAGGUCGAUGACAAAGGCAUGCUUGAUUUAAAAGAUGUUUGUAUAAUUUUAAUGGAUCCCGGACAGAAAUAUAUGUUACACACAUUUGGACAGCAAAAAAUUGUAUGCAUUGAUGGAACUCACGGACUUAAUGGUUAUGAUUUUGAAUUAGUAACAUUAAUGGUUGUUGAUGAUUUUGGCUCAGGUUUUCUGUGUUGCUUUACGUUUACAAAUUUAAAAGAUACCAAUAUAUAUACUAUAAUGUUCUCAGCUAUUAAAGAUGUUAUAGGUAUAAUACAACCACAAACAUUCAUGUCUGAUAUUGUUGAAACAUUUUACUUCGCAUGGGAAAAUAUCAUGGGGCCGGUCCCUCAUCGAAUUUUAUGUUCAUGGCAUGUUGACAAGGCUUGGCGACAAAAUUUAACGAAGAUUAUUGGUUCUCAGAGUAAAGAAAAGCAAUCUACAGUAUACAAAUCUUUGAAAGUUCUUCAAACAAUGACUUCUGAAACAGAAUUGAAUCAGAGUUUAAAGGAAUUUAGUAAUGUAAUGAAAAAUGACCCUGAUACUAAGGAAUUUGGACUAUACUUUGACAGAACAUAUGGAAAUAGAACUACUUUAUGGGCUUAUUGUUAUAGAAAAGGCUUAGGAAUCAACUGCAAUAUGCAUUUAGAAUCUAUGCAUAAAUCGAUAAAAUAUCAUUAUUUAAACGGUUGUAAAGUUGGACGCUUAGACAAAAGUAUAUUAAUAAUACGACGGUAUACUAGGGAUAAAAAAGUUGAAAGGAUGGUGAAAUUGACUAAGGGUAAAUCCACCACUAGAAUCCAAGAGAUUAAAAAAAGACACAUCAAAAGCAUUACAAUGAAUCUUAAAAUUAACUUUGAUAAUAAUAAUACCUGGAAUGUGGAGAGUGAAAAUGUACCAAAUCAAUUAUACAUUGUAAAACAAGUGAAUAAUGAAAUAUGUUGUGCCAUGGUUUGCUCUGCAUGUAAGAUAUGUAUUCAUACAUUUGAAUAUUCAUGUUUAGAUUAUUCAAUUAAGUCUAUAAUUUGUAAACAUAUCCACUUUAUUGCCUUAAAUAUAAUUGAAUCAGAAAAUAAAUUACUUGAAGAUCUUACAACACAUCCUACACAAGAAACAGAUGCAGAUGUCACAGUGACUUCAACCAAAACAAACAAACAAUCUGAAACUGAAGAGUUAGAAGUUCACAUGAAGACUUUGGGUAAUCCUAAAAAAGAUGAAAAUAUAUACGCUAAAUUUAAAGAAAAAGCCACAAGUAUGAUAAAUAAAAUUACCUCUAUCCAAAAUCCAGAUCAUCUUAAGGUGGCCAUGCAAAAGUUAGAAGCCCUUGAUGCUUUUAUUGAUGUGACAUCAAAAGAAACAGCAACUGGCACAGAGUUCAUUAAGACCAACAGUGAUCCUUCAAAUAAAAAAAUAAUAACACAAACCAACUUUUACUCAACUAAAAACAAAAGACGAAAAAUCGAAAAUGAUUUGACAAAACCUUCCAGACUUGAAACCCGAGAUUUAAGUGAUUUGUUUUUAAAUAAGAAGUUGAAUGUCUUAAAAGAACAAGAUAUUGAACAUUCAUAUUUUAAAGAACAUUAG
Messenger RNA from Macrosiphum euphorbiae (potato aphid), 2043 nucleotides. The record is from the annotation of a GenBank genome assembly. NCBI's taxonomy places the organism in Eukaryota, Metazoa, Arthropoda, Insecta, Hemiptera, Aphididae.